This is a messenger RNA of Scatophagus argus, 7562 nucleotides long. RefSeq names its product calcium channel, voltage-dependent, alpha 2/delta subunit 2a (gene cacna2d2a). Lineage: Eukaryota; Metazoa; Chordata; Actinopteri; Scatophagidae. Bases 322 to 3645 code for a protein of 1107 amino acids. The record is from RefSeq and is a predicted model, not a curated record. Gene Ontology annotation, cellular component: voltage-gated calcium channel complex. Gene Ontology annotation, molecular function: voltage-gated calcium channel activity. The transcript is spliced from 38 exons.
GAGUGGGAGAGAAAAGGAGCAAAUGUGCGCGGCGGCGGAGAGGGAGGGAGGACAGCGAGUGCGCAAAUAGGCAGCCAGGCACAUCAUCAGCGGCGGCAGAGCAUCUUCCUGGUCCUGGUCUCCCGUGUCUUCAGCUGCCAAUCCUUUGUGUGUCUCUGAUUGAGAUUUCACUGCUGGCUGAAGUGUCCAGAAGCCUCCGCCAGCCAUCACCUCUCACCACACACUUUUCUGUGGAGCUCGGUUAUUCUUAGCUCAGCUGCGAGAGACUGUCCUUCCGGUCCUUCUCUUAUUUAUCCCAGUUUCUUGAAUAUUUAAUGGAAAAUGGCGAUCUGCGCGCAGUCGUACGGUAUUUUCUGCCUCUUCACAAUCCAAACUGUACUUAUCAUAUGCGUCUCCACGCCGACAGACGGGACCCAGCACUUCCCCCAGCACUACACAAUGAUUCACUGGGCUGGACGCAUUGAGAAGGAGCUGGAAAAGGUUCUGCAGCACGUCACUGGCAUUCAGCAGAUGAGAUCGAUUUAUAAUGAAAAGAAGAGCCAGUUUGAAAUCAAGAGAAACAACCCCAAGGACUUGGUGGAGAGGGUGGCACGGGACAUAUCCAAGCUGCUCAACAGUAAGAGGAAAGCCCUGGAGAAACUGGCCAGGGAGGCGGAGCUGCUUCAGAAGGAGCACAUAUGGCAAGACGGUGUGACGGAGAAUGCCAUUUCAUACUACGAUUCCAAAGCGGAUUCAGACUAUGCGGAGGAUGGCGAAGAGGAGAACCUGCUGGAGAGCUCGACAUCUUUGGAGCUGGAGUUUGUGGACGAUCCUAAUUUUAAAAACAAGGUCAACUACUCUUCCAGCGCGGUCCAGAUUCCUACAGACAUAUACAAAGGCUCCCCAGUCAUCUUGAAUGAGUUAAACUGGACCCAGGCGCUGGAGAGGGUCUUCAUUGAGAACCGUCGGGAGGACAGCUCUCUGCGCUGGCAGGUGUUUGGCAGUGCCACAGGAGUGACUCGAUACUACCCAGCCACUCCAUGGAGGGCACCCAACAAGAUUGACCUUUACGAUGUACGCAGGAGACCAUGGUAUAUCCAAGGUGCAUCGUCUCCAAAGGACAUGGUCAUCAUUGUGGAUGUGAGUGGAAGUGUCAGCGGACUCACUCUGAAGCUAAUGAAAACCUCCGUGGUGGAGAUGCUGGACACGCUAUCAGAUGACGACUAUGUGAAUGUGGCCAGGUUCAAUGAGAAGGCAGAUGCUGUUGUUCCGUGCUUCAGGACUUUGGUCCAAGCCAACGUUCGUAACAAGAAAAUCUUCAAGGAGGCCGUCAUGCAUAUGCAAGCCAAAGGAACCACAGAUUACAAGUCUGGCUUCACAUUCGCCUUCGAACAGCUUCUCAAUGAGACCAGUGCCCCGAGGGCCAACUGCAACAAGAUGAUAAUGAUGUUUACAGAUGGCGGGGAGGAUCGUGCACAAGAGAUCUUUGAGAAGUACAACUGGCCCAACAAAACAGUUCGUGUGUUCACCUUCUCUGUUGGCCAGCACAAUUAUGACGUCACGCCUUUGCAGUGGAUAGCUUGUGCCAAUAAAGGUUACUACUUUGAAAUUCCAUCGAUUGGAGCCAUCAGAAUCAACACACAGGAGUACCUGGAUGUUCUGGGUCGUCCCAUGGUGCUGGCUGGGCCUAAAGCCAAGCAGGUGCAGUGGACAAAUGUCUACCAGGAUGCUCUGGGUUUGGGCCUUGUCAUCACUGGAACGAUGCCAGUUUUCAACCUCACCGCUGAUUCUGUGAGCUCUCAGAACCAGCUCAUCCUCGGAGUCAUGGGCGUGGACAUUGCAAUCAAUGAAAUCAAAAAGAAGACACCUACGUACAGACUUGGAGCCAAUGGUUACAUGUUUGCCAUCGACCCAAAUGGUUACGUACUGCUGCAUCCCAACCUGCGACCCAAAAUCAUUAACUUCAGGGAGCCCGUCACUCUGGACUUUCUGGAUGCAGAGCUGGAAGACAGCAACAAGGAGGAGAUCCGUCGACAGAUGAUUGAUGGCAAAUCAGGGCAAAGGAAAAUCAGGACGCUCAUUAAGUCAGUUGAUGAGCACUACAUCGACGAGGCCACGCGGACAUACACGUGGACGCCUGUGGAGGGAACAGAUUACAGUCUAGGUUUGGUACUGCCCACAUAUAGUGAAAACCACAUCAAGGCCAACCUGAGUGACCAGAUCCUUCAGGUGCAGUAUUUUGAAUCACUGCUGCCAAACAGUUUUGAGUCUGAAGGACAUGUAUUCAUUGCUCCCAGAGAGUACUGCAAUGAUCUGGAACUGUCCAACAACAACACCGAGUUCCUGCUCAACUUCAUUGCUCUCAUGGAGAAAGUGACACCGGACUCCAAACAAUGUGACAAUCUGCUCCUUCAUAACCUGAUUCUGGACACCGGAAUCAUCAGGCAGCUGGUCGAGAAAGUGUGGAAGAAUAAAGACUUGAACACAUAUGGCUUUCUGGCUGUGUUUGCUGCAACAGACGGAGGCAUAACAAGAGUGUUUCCAAACAAGGCUUCAGAGACCUGGGAGGAAGACCCUGAGCCGUUUAAUGCCAGCUAUUACCGCCGCAGUCUCGACAACAAGGGCUAUAUCUUCCGAGCGCCUUAUCGUGCAGCCAGGGACGAGCUGCUGAACCCAGAAAAUGACACCAUAGGGAUCCUGGUCAGCACGGCCGUGGAGCUCACAGUGGGAGGGAAGACCAUCAAGCCUGCAGUGGUUGGAGUGAAAUUAGACCUUGAAGCCUGGACUGAUAAGUUCAAGAUUCUUGCCAGCAACCACACAGACAACCGUCAAGGCUCAAAUACUUGUGGCCCAAACAGGGGCUGUGAAAUGGACUGCGAAGCCAACAGUGAUGACCUCCUGUGUUAUUUAAUAGAUGACGGUGGAUUCUUAAUCAUGUCUAAUCAGAAGGACGACUGGAACAAGGUUGGAAUGUUCUUCAGCGAUGUCGAUCCCUACUUGAUGUACGCUCUCUACAACAAUUCCUUCUACAACCGCAAGCAGUCGUUUGACUACCAGUCUGUGUGUGAACGGGUGCCCAACAGUGAAGCCGGAGCUGCACCCAGAGGAGUGUUUGUGCCCACUAUUGCAGAUUUUGUAAACUUGGCUUGGUGGACAUCAGCAGCUGCAUGGUCCUUGUUCCAGCAGUUUAUAUAUGGACUGGCUUAUCACAGUUGGUUCGUCACAGAUGAGGUGGAUGCAGAAGGAUUCGACUCCAAAGAGCGAAGUUGUGUAAUGAUCCAGACCCAGUACUACUUAAGUAAUCUCAGCAGCUCCUACAAUAUACUGCAAGACUGUGGAAACUGCUCAAGGCUGAUUCAUGCCAAGAGGAUAAACAACACCAACUUGCUGUUUGUGGUGGCGGAGAAGAUGCCGUGCAACACCUGCGAGAUAGAGAAGCUGUCCCAGGAGGAGGAGGAGUUCAAACAGGAUAAUCCAUGUGAUGAAAUGACGGUGGCACGCUAUCGAAAAGGGCCCUCCACCUGCUUUGACAGUAACAUCUCUGAGAACACAUCAGACUGUGGACGAGGCCACUCCUUCCGUCCCCCCCUCUACACCUUACUGCUCAUUCAGCUGCUUCUGCUUUAUCCGGCCGUCAGCCCCCACGUUCACUCUCUACUACAUUAAUUCCAUUCUCCUCCAACGAUCCUCCUUUUAGCCCUCCUGAGCUUCUUCCCUGAUCUAAAACCCCUCCGACUCCACUUCCCAAAUUCGUACCCCUACGUCCUCCCCACGAUAUAGUCAUAGGUAAUAAUGGGACUUCCCAUGACGGCAAGUUGGAAGCCCUGAGUGCCGCGCUAUCCAGCUCGCUUCAGUUUGUGUCGCUUAGCCGGGCGUUUUGUGUCCUCAGCUAGUUAUCCCUCAUCCCCUGGAGGAGUGGGUGGUGCUGGACCACCUGGAUCAUCACCUGGCAAUGUCUUAAAAAGAGAAAACAACCUCCCCCCCUCCCCAUAUGACCACAACACCACCUCCACCACCCAGAGAAGGAAGAGGAAAGAGGACAGGUCAAUGUCCUCGUCACAGACCUCCUGCCUCAUACAGACUGGAGAGUGGAUGAUGUCCGUCCACCUUCGCCUCUGUCUGUCAGACAGAUGGUGGGACUUCUUCUUCUUCUCUCCUCCAUCUCUGAGUCUCACCGCUCUGUCGUUCUCCUCUCGUGAGAGGCUGUGGACCAUUCAGCCAGUUAUAGCCACCGUAAAAGAAAAUAACAGAAAAAAAAGAACUGUCGACUAUACAAAUGUUAAGUAUAAACUGCUGAAGUGAUGAGUAUUCCAAACAUUACAGUAUAUUUAGUUUUUAAUUUGAAAAGGAAGUUGUUAGGUGUUAACUUAAAAAGACAUGAAUUAAUUUAUGCACUAUAUCUUGUUGCCAAAAUGAGAUAGACUUUCGUGUGGUCUUAUUUUUAUAGCCAAAACAUGAAGAAGAAAUGGUUUCUGAUUUAGAUUUAGAACAAACCAUGAGAAGAAGAGGAGGAAGUCAGAAACUGAAUACUGAUUCAUUUUGCGCAGCAUCUAGUUACAGAUCAAUGCUUUUAAAAGAUAUCCUCUGGGGAGUAUUGUAAUUACAUGACAGUGACCACAUUUUUGGAAGUACUUUUCUCUUAUAUUUACCAUUUAAGCCUAGCGUUAUUUGACAGACAGCUGUAAAAUAUGAAUCAGUGUUUGGUGACUGGAGCAUUGCCGAUGUUGUGUAUUGUUCUCCUUUAGGAUCAAUCGACCAUUCUGACCUCUCGUUUGGACUGAUGUUAAAAAAAAGAAAAAAAAAAGAAGGAAUCCCUGUGCUCUCUGAUGCGAAAGCUCACCUCUGCCAAUCCUCAUGAGGCUUCUCCAGUAACCUCUACUAAUGCUCCUAAUCACAUAUUUGUAUUCGUGCUUUAUUUCUGUUCUCACCACUGACACACAACAUCUUUGUCUCAUGUCUCAUAGUAUUUCCAGGUGGGUCUUUUCUUUUCUCAAGGGGGGGCUUGUAUUACCUUUGACUGCUGUUUUUCAAACUUCAAAACCAUUCGCUGCUGGGGGGAUAGGGGGCUUUUCAACAUUUCCGACAAAAGUGCAGAAGAGGCAACUAAAUAUGGUGGUCACAUGUCAGUAGAAGUCUGGUCGUAAUCUGUCAUAGUUCAUCAUUUGAUCCUUACAAUGUGUGAAAAGUCAUUUAGACUCCCAUGUUUAGGAGCUGCUCUGUUUCAUAGUGCCUUGAUGCACUUUGUUGUGGACCACAUCGGCUGUAUAAGAGUAGAGCUACUGUAUAGUACCUUUAUAAAGCAGCCACCUUCAAGGGUUUGGAUCACACAGGAGUCCAUUAGACUGAAUCCAUUGGCUAUAGAAGUAGCUUUACGCAGAGCCUGACCGGUUCUAGCUUAAUGUAUUUGCCCUCUCGGCUGUGGUCGCUGUACCCUUCCAGAGCCACCUUGACUGCCAUCAUAUGGAGUUACUAUACUGUUCCUUUACAAAGCCAUGUAUAGAGCUAUGAUACACUAUCAGUAUACAGCGACUUAAUUGGCCCAUAGAGCGUUUUUUUUUUAGGGCCACCUGACUGCUCUAGUUCUGCCUGAAUCAUGUGUGUUGUUGUGUAUGGAUGCGUGUGUGUGAUUUGUGUUAAAAAAGUGGAAUGUCUUUUAAAUGAGUUGUGGAGUGUAUGAGGGAAGACAGUUGUGAUAUCAUAGCUGUUUUCCCCCCGUUCUUAUGUCACAACGGACAAAAUUCAGUGUUGUGGAGGAAAAAAAAAACAAAGGGGUUUUACUGAAACAAAAACAAUUGGUCCUUAACCAUCAGUCUGCCUACAUUUUAAUCAAAGGGAGCAGAGGUGUCCUCAAGAAUGUGCAGUUCAUCAGUGUUUUCUGCUUCGAAUGCAACGUAGUUAACAAAGCCUCUCCAAAUGCCUUAGUGUUACACAGUAUGGAGCUCUAAUACCCCCCCAUCAACACACACACACACACACUAUUAGGUCCUUCAGUUAAUUUACUUUUCCCUGGAUUUUCUUGAUGUUCUGCAGUAAGCAUAGUGAGUGCUAAUUUUGUUUUUUUUUAUGUCUUAGAAUGAUUCUUUAUUGAUUGAUGCCUGUUCCCGUAAAUGCUUGAAAACAGGUGAGAGUUUUAAAUGUCAAAAUUCCUCCAACCUUCAGUGUUCACACCAACCCAAACCCUCACCGUAUUGCCCAGUUGGGAUGUCUCACAUGAAAAUUUCAACCUUUUUGACAUUAACUAAACAUUCUGGUACAGUCACUGCAGCAAAGCUCUGAACAAAUCUGAACAAAAGACUGUUUAAAAAAAAAAGAAAAGUCUUGUAUUUCUUAGUGGGCUCCUUUCAGUGUGGAGUGCUGUCCAGAUGCAGUCUUACCUUUCUGGUUUUGUUUUGUUUUUUUUCCUUUGUUUCUUUCUUUCGUCUCUGUCCUGUGCCAUUAAUCCUGUCUGAUCCCACUGUCUGUAAAUGAGCGUUACACACGUCUGUGGAAUUGUACUCUUUGCAACGUCCUCUCUUUUCCCGGCUCUGUACGUAUAAACACUCUCACGCAUAAACUAAGUAUGUAGACUGACGGUUUUUGCACCUGCACCGAGACAUUAUGCACACACACCUAUGAGCAAACAUGUAAAGACACUUAUUCAUGCCCAGCGGGGAGAUGUCAAGCACCAGGCAGAAGUAAGCCAAGGACGACACUUUCCAGGUGUUUUUGUUUUUUUUUUUUUUUUGUUUUGUUUUGUUUUUGUUUUUGUUGUUGGGUUAGCGGGUGGAAUGUCAGAGGCAAGCUCAGGGAGUGGGUCUCCACAGAGCAGCACGGGCCUGUCAAACAGAAGGUCAUGGAGGAAUCAUGUGGUGACGUCUGCGUGUGCAUCCCAUUGGAUAAACUCUUCUAAGGGGUCACACGUCUGAUUUUUGUGAUUUGACAAAUUUACUUUUGCCAAAAAAAAAAGAAAAUAAAAACAACAAAAAAAAGAAAAAACAGAAAAUUGGAGCAGCUUGGUGACGAGAGGGAGGGGUCAGCUUUAGGACCCAACCCUACAAUAAUACAAUGAAUGGGGAGGUUUUCACAAAGCCCCCUCCCGACCCCUCGCUGCCUCUGUGUUGGUGCGUCUCUGUGGGAAAGACACGUGUGUAUGUGAUUCUGUAGUCUGUAGUCUGGUGCUAUGUGACCAUGUUUGACAAGUGUGUGAAAAAAUAACAGCAACAUUUAGAGAAAAAAAAAAAAAAAAAGAAGAAAAUCAGCCGAAUUUUAAGUGAAGUUAAAAAAAAUAUAUAUAGGAAUACAGCACUGUUGAUAAGUUGAGAUCUGAAGUCAAAAUGUUUUAAAUUUACUUUUAGGUUUGUUUUAUUUCUUGUACGUGUGAGUGUGAAUGUUGGUGUGCGUGGAAGACUUUUUUUUUUUUUUCUUUUCCGGGCACUGGUCCAUGUCGCUCCAUUCUUUUGUACAGAUGAAGCUUAAAAAAAAGAAAAAAAAAAAAAAGAGGGCAAAAUUUGUAAAAUAUUGUGUCUGUGACUCCUUGUAAAAUAUUUUCAAAUUGUUUAUUACAGAGAAUCAGUUAUUAAAUAAUGUUCAUAUUUUUCACUUCA